AUGGAGGAAGACAUCAAGGUGUUCAAAGAGGCCGGGGCCGACGGCGUCGUCUUUGGUCUCCUUGAAAGGAGCGGCAAAGUGGAUCUAGAGCGCACCGAGAGACUCGCGAAGGUGGCCCAUCCGAUGCAAGGUCCGCACAACCCGACUUCGAUGAUGGGCCGUCUCUGA
Epithele typhae is the source of this 168-nucleotide messenger RNA. RefSeq lists its product as uncharacterized. The transcript is spliced from 2 exons. NCBI's taxonomy places the organism in Eukaryota, Fungi, Basidiomycota, Agaricomycetes, Polyporales, Epitheliaceae. The coding region runs from base 1 to 168 and encodes 55 amino acids. The record is from RefSeq and is a predicted model, not a curated record.